CAAGAAGGCAACUUAGAUAACCAUAACAGGUAUAAUAAUUGUACAACAUGUCUGUCGUACUCAUUCUAGGUGCUGGCUCGAACAUUGGUCAGAAUGUGGCGACUGUUUUCGCUGCACAUGGCUGGAGGAUCGCGAGUGCUUCCCGUAGCCGUGAGGACAAAAUAGCGGAUGACACGCAUCUUGAUCUUCAUGUAGACCUAUCUCAGCCAGGCUCGAUACCAGAGGUCUUUAGGAAGGUCAAGUCACAUUGGGCUGCCCCAUCUGUAGUCAUUUACAAUGGUGCCAAAAGAACCUUAGUCGAUGCCCGAGACCCGUUAACACCAAUCACACUUAAGCAGCACGAGGAAGAGAUGGCGAUAAAUCUAACAAGUGCCUUCAUAGCCGCUCAGCAAGCUGUUCUCAACGUGAUGCCUUCUCCAGCUGUACUCACCUUCGGCUUGGGCAAGACCGCGGCAGCUCACAUGAUCUGGGAUGCCAGCGUUGCGUACAAGGAUGAUGGUUUCAGAUUUUAUUUUACCGACGAGCGUUUUCCAGAUGGCUCUCCGAUACGAGACCAGAUGAGUGGCGAGGCGCGAGCGGCCGAAUACAUCAAGCUUGCCCAGUUGAAGGAGCAAGGGCCCUGGCAUUAUACGUUUGUAAAAGGCAUGGGAUAUACCAACUUUUAUGACGAGGAUCGAAAGGCGUACUUCCUAUGAGAUUUGAGCUACACAUGUGACAUCAACUUGAUAUCACUGCAUUGAGCCGCUUCAAAUAGGGAUGGAACCGGUG
This is a messenger RNA of Lindgomyces ingoldianus, 768 nucleotides long. RefSeq names its product NAD(P)-binding protein. The record is from RefSeq and is a predicted model, not a curated record. Lineage: Eukaryota; Fungi; Ascomycota; Dothideomycetes; Pleosporales; Lindgomycetaceae. The coding region runs from base 48 to 695 and encodes 215 amino acids. The transcript has 4 exons.